Calidris pugnax (ruff) is the source of this 4849-nucleotide messenger RNA. RefSeq names its product TNF receptor associated factor 2 (gene TRAF2). Gene Ontology annotation, molecular function: ubiquitin protein ligase binding; zinc ion binding; ubiquitin-protein transferase activity. The record is from RefSeq and is a predicted model, not a curated record. Bases 267 to 1685 code for a protein of 472 amino acids. NCBI's taxonomy places the organism in Eukaryota, Metazoa, Chordata, Aves, Charadriiformes, Scolopacidae. Gene Ontology annotation, cellular component: cytosol; cytoplasmic side of plasma membrane; plasma membrane signaling receptor complex. The transcript has 10 exons. Gene Ontology annotation, biological process: protein K63-linked ubiquitination; tumor necrosis factor-mediated signaling pathway; positive regulation of JNK cascade.
GAGGGGGGAGAGCGGCCUCCCGCCUCAGGGAGCCUGUGGGACCGGCUCCCCGCGGGUCACGCUGGGGCGGGAGGCUCCGUCCACCGCCUCGCAGGCGGGGUCUCCGGUAACGGGGGCUCCCCGGAGCAGGCGCCCCGGGAGCGGCUAGUUCUGGGCAGAAUUGGGGUCUUUUUGGACAACUGAAGUGUGAAAAAAAGCAGUGGGAGGCUGUGGUUACCGCACUCGGUGCUUGGGCUCUUGAGAUACAGCCAGAAUUUUUUGUUCACAUGGCAGCAGCAAACUCUACUCCACCUGGCUCUUUGGAUCUAAACCAGCCUGGGUUUGCAAAGGAGAUCCUGGGAACUAAGCUGGAGGUCAAAUACCUCUGCUCAGAUUGCAAGAAUAUACUGAGGAGGCCUUUUCAAGCUCAGUGUGGACAUCGCUACUGUUCCUAUUGUCUGAAGAAAAUUAUAAGUGCUGGACCUCAGAAGUGUGCCAGCUGUAUUCAGGAAGGAAUAUAUGAAGAAGGAAUUUCUAUUUUGGAAACAAGCUCAGCUUUCCCAGACAACGCAGCUCGCCGGGAGGUGGAGAGUCUGCCCGCAGUCUGCAUUAACAGUGGCUGCACUUGGAAGGGGACUAUUAAAGAGUAUGAGGCUCAUGACGAAGUCUGCCCGGAGUUCCCGCUGACGUGCGAAGGCUGUGGGAAGAAGGUUCCCAGGGAGAAGUUUCGGGACCAUGUGAAGACUUGUGGCAGAUCUAAAGUGCCUUGCAGAUUUGAGGUUGUCGGAUGUGCUGAGGUGGUGGAAAAUGAAAAGCUACCAGAACAUGAAAGCAAGUGUCUGGCGGAGCAUCUCUAUAUGCUGCUGAGUUUUGUGCUCAGCCUCAAGGCUGGGUCUGGAGACCUGAAGCCCCUUCCUACCCUUUCCUCAUCACAAAACAACUCCACGCUCCUGCCAGCAAACGCUCUGUGCUCGGAGUCAGAGCUCUCCAGGUCCCUGGAGCUCUUGGGAAGGUGUGAGGCCCUUGAGAGGAAAACGGUGACCUUUGAGAACAUUGUCUGCGUGCUCAAUCGGGAGGUGGAAAGAGUGUCUCUAACAGCCGAAGCCUACAGUCGGCAACAUCGACUAGACCAGGAGAAAAUUGAAACACUGAGUAACAAGGUCCGGCAGCUGGAACGGAGCAUUGGGCUCAAAGAUCUGGCCAUGGCCGAGAUGGAGGAAAAGAUCCGCAGCAUGGAAGCAUCCACCUACGAUGGUGUUUUCAUCUGGAAAAUAACCGAAUUUGCCAGGAAGCGUCAGGAUGCAAUCACAGGCCGCUCUCCUGCAAUCUUCUCUCCAGCUUUCUACACAAGCAAGUAUGGCUACAAGAUGUGUCUGCGCGUUUACCUGAAUGGGGACGGCACCGGGCGUGGGACCCAUCUGUCCCUGUUCUUUGUGGUGAUGAAAGGACCCAAUGACGCGCUUCUGCGGUGGCCCUUCAACCAGAAGGUAACCCUCAUGCUCCUGGAUCAGAACAACCGGGAGCACAUCAUCGAUGCCUUCCGACCCGACGUGACCUCCUCCUCCUUCCAGCGACCCAUCACGGAAAUGAACAUUGCCAGCGGCUGCCCGCUGUUCUGCCCCGUCUCUGUGAUGGAAGCCAAGAACUCCUACGUGCGUGAUGACGCCAUCUUUAUUAAAGCCAUCGUUGAUCUCACAGGCCUCUAACCCUCCUGGCCUCCGGGAGCAAUGAACGCAGAGCCAGCCCCGAGUGGGGCAUCCCCGUCUUGUGCUGCACCUCAGGCAGCGCUUGGAGCAAGGAGGGGGCAAAAAGCGGAGGGGGAAAAGCCCUUCCCAAAAAGGGACCUUCACUCUGAGUGGAAACGAGGUGUCUGAUGGGAACCCUCUUCCCUGGUGUCAGAGAGACCUUCCCUGAGAAGAGGUUUGGGUGGACGUUUGCAGUCUGUGGGGACAAGAAGAUCUGCAGGGACUUGGGUGUCUGAACUACUGCUGUCUGGGCUCCCAGUGGAAACCAGUGCAGCUCUUGCUCUACCAGUUUAGUGCCCAUCCGCAGUGCUGUGUAGUAAAACAAGGGUUUGGCCUGCCCGAGCACCACCUCAUGUGGAUGUUUGGCUCAGCUGACGAGGAUUUUCUUCAGAGAUCUGUGUUCUGGAAGUUUUGUGUGUGCAGUGGCACCGUUGCUCUGGGCUGCUCUGUGCCCGGUGGCCAGGCAGAGUGUGUUUUGCUGCUGUUUUGCUGCUGUCUGCAGCGAGUGCAGCUGAACCCAGCGGUGCGGCAGGCGGGGAGCGUACCCCGCCUCUGAGCUCUGCUGGGUGUUUGCUGGGUGUUUAGUGCCCUGAGCAGCAUGGGACAGGGCAGGCAGUGCCUGCUGCCGGGGAGGGAGCGUGGGGCAGCACCAGGGAUGCCCAAAGUGAAAGAGGAGUUAAUUUUCCCUGGAGUCUGUCCAUCCUGUCCUGGGAGAAGAGGGUGAUGCAGGGCUCAGUGCAGGACUUGAGCCUCCUGAGCCCUGGGAGCCCGGGUGGAUUUUUAGCCAGACCCUGUCAUUCUCUGCUUCCCGUGCCUGAGCAGGGCAGGGGCAGUGCUGGAACCUGGCUUUACUUGCAGAUGGAUGCUCCUGACCUGGCUUUCAGUCCCAUCUUGGUGGCUGCAGCAGCACAGACACACCAGCCUUCUCAGGUGCCAUUCUCCAGCUCCGCUGCCACCAUCCAUCCACGUGGGCACUGUCACCCCUGCGGCUGUGGCACUGAUGGACGAGGCAUGUGUCUUGUCCACCUGUGUGGUGGGUGGCUGCUGCCCAGCCCCUGCCCUCCCCGGGCUCUGCCUUGCCCAUGAGCAGCAGCUUUCCCCUCUCCUUCCCUGGGCGCUGGGAGCAGCGUGACGCCAGUUCCCAGUGACUGCACACCAGAGCGUGCUCUGCUCAGCCCCUCGCUGAGCCUGCAGCCACCUGGGUAGGACCUGGCGUGGCUGAUGAAGUCCCUGAGUGAAGCUUGCUGUCUCCUUUUGUCUGGCUCCUGGCACUGCUCCCUUCCGGGCAGCAAGUGUUCAGCGCCCGUGAGAAGGUCUCUUGUGUUUGUGGAGACAGACAUGCUGCCCCGUGCCUGCCCUGGGGCUGGCUGGGCCCUCUGCAUUUGUUCGUGGUGGCCAUGAGGAGCUCUGGGCAGGCCUGUGGCUGGGCUCUGAGACUGCUCUCAGACUUCUCUGCCCAGGCUCCCCUCACUCCUGUCAGUGUCUGAAUGUGCCCCAGGAGAGGUUUUGUUGGUCACAAGAGCCCACCUUGCAGUAGUAGUCCAGGAGCCAGCCAGAGGGGUGGGCAGCAAGACUGGAGGGGGGGGGUCACCCUCUUCUUCCUCAUGGCUGCUGUGGAGGAAGGCCCAAAGCCCCUCUCUGCCAGCAGCUCCCUGCCUGGUGCCCAGCCUGAUGGACACAGAGCCCCCUGUGCUCAUGUUCUGCUUCCACCUCUGCUCCGGGCUGGCCACCCCCCGUGGGGCCAUGGUCAGUGGAGAUGGGCUGUCACCUGGAGAGUCCCCCUGUGCAGUACCCACUGCCCUGACUGCUCCUGGGCUGGGUCGGGGGGUCCCUACUGCUGCCAGAGGAGCUCGGGGCGGGUCCCUGUUGUGCUUCUUCAGGCUGGCAGGUAGCUGAGCUGAACCUCCUGCACCCAAAGGUGCUGUGCUGGCUGGGGGGCUCUCCCUGGCAGUGCCAGCACGGUGGGGAGUCAGUGCAGCAGCUGGGGGGGGCGGGAGCCCUCCUGCCACGGCUGCUGUGAUGCAAGGGCUGGGGUACUUCCAAAAGUAGAGGGGCAGGAGGUGCAUGUCCCUGGCAGCGACGUGGGGCCGGCAGUUGCCUGCGCCCUGCCGUGCCGCGAGACCCCCAGGAGCCCUGGGCUCUUCUCAGAGGUGGGAGAGGGGCAGCAGGACCCUUCAUUUGAGCCCCCUUCCAGCCUGGCCUGGGGGAGAGAUUGCCCCUGUGUUGCCGCUCUUGUGCUGUAUUUUAGGAGGAAACAAAAAGCCUGGCAGAGCCCCAGCCCUGCUCCCACCCGUAGCAGUGCUUCCUCAGCGAGCUCCUGGCUCCACAGAGACUGGGAAGAGGGAGAGCAACCAGCUCUGCUCAUGUAGCCAUUGGGAAUUAAGGGUGUGAGAUGGGGAGAUGAGGCUUGAUCUGAAUUGGUGUAAAUGUCUUUGCUCUGGGAGUGCUGGACACCCAGGUGCCUGCAGCAGGGCCUGGGGGGUCUGGCCAAGGGGUGCUGGGCAUGACUGGGGAUGCCAGGUCUGCUGGAGGGGUGUCUGGGCUGUUUUGGGGGGAUGGGUGAUGGUCCUGCUGCCCCAGCGGGUGCCUGAAGGUCCAUGCUGCAAGCAGAAGUCAGGCUGAGCUUUUCCCACCUGUGAGGGGACACGGAGUGGGACACAGCAGGGGUGACAAGGGCACGGCAGGGCAGCCGCUGUGACAGGAGCCUGUAGGAGCUGCAGUGUUUCCUCUCCCUCACCCGUGGCUGAAAAGAGGCGGAUCCGGUGCUGGUAACACUUUCUGGUCCUUUUCCACUUUUUGGAAGCUCUGGUACAUGCAGUGGCAGCUGUUGCUUGUAUCCCUCGCACAGCUACGGGCAGGGGUACGGCACCUCCCCGGGCACAGCUCUGCCGUCCUGGCUGGCACAUGGACACUUGGCAUAAGCUACUGCUGGAAUUUUUGUAGUUUUGUUUGGGGUUUUUUGGUGGUAUUUUUCUUUUUUCUUCUUUUUUUUUCCUUUUUCACCACAGCUGUUGGAGAACACCCAUUGCCACCUGGCACUGUGAAGUAAGUUGUUUGUUUUGGUUUUUUUACUUUGAGGAUGUAAUAUGGUCAAAAGCACUAAUAAAAGCAGUUGGAUGAGCGUC